AUGGACAAAUUUGGUUACGAACAGACCUUGCCCGUGCUAACUCGGCCAUCGGCCGCGGCUUGGUCUGUGGCCGAUCCGAUCCACCCUGACAACGUCCCCGUGCAAUCCCAUCCUAAUGUACACUCAACUGCCCAUAAUGAACAAACUUCAUCCCAGUCAUCUCCUGAAGCAACGCCAGCUCCUCCACAGCCUUCAAAUCCUCCGAUCGCCACUACAGCUCCAGGACCCAGCCGCAAUGCACCUACAAAGGUCCGCAAACCCCGCAAGAAUGCCAAUGCUUCUGCGGGGAAAUCAACGUUAUUUUGGGUCAACAGCGACCAGCAGACCGCAGCGGAGGGAACAAAAGAAGAGACUCUAAAAAGGAUCCGGUCUCAUGUGAUGUCCGAGCAUAAUCGGAAGAAGCGCAUUGAGAGUACAAAACAAUACAAUAAAAGCAAAUGGAAACACUCACCUUAUGAGCCGCCUACAAAGGAUACCGAUGCACUUGUAUCUUCUGGAUCUGCGCCUGCGUUGACAAGCCCACCUGCGAGUUCGGACAACAAUCGAAUAUCCGAUGAGCAAGACCCAGACGUCGAAGAAAUUGUACCCACAAGCGCUGUUGGAUACCCUGAGAUAUCGGAUACAUCUUGGGACGACACCAGUUUCGAUGGAACGAUGGUGUACCCCCCUGGGCCAUCUGUAUGGUCUUAUGUUGGACAAGGGGCCAAUGACCCCUUUAGUACCGGCCAUACACAUUUGACAGAUAGAAUGAUGCGACAUUUACGAGUCUUCCUAUGGGACCUCACACAAGAAGCACACCCAUUGCAAACGCGUUAUAAACCGAAACUGCAGGCGCAUUGGGCUGCUUUAAUUCAGCGUGACCCGGCAAUCUUACAUGCGACAAUUUGCAUGGCAACAUCUAACGAUGCUAUGCGUGCAGGCGAGCUACCCAUUCGAGACCCUAAUCAAAAGCGGAGUCAGUUGGUGAUUGAUACGUUUCACCACCGGGGUGAGACUAUUCGAUUGGUCAACGAGGGUCUGUCAGAUCCUGUCAAGGCUUCCAGUGACGCUCUGAUUGCUGCAGUUUCUACUUUAUUAACAAUUGAAAUUGCGUCAGGUAAUCCCGAUUAUCUCAAAAUCCAUUUGGCAGGAUUGCGACAGAUGAUCGCACUUCGAAAGAACUUUGACGAUGUCCCCUCAGAUGUUCGGUUCCAAAUUUCAUGGACUGACAUCCGAGUCGCUUGCAUGGCCCAUGCAAGACCCAUAUUCCCCUUUGUCCGCUAUCCCCGCCCAACGCGGCUCUCUAUCGUCCCACCCAACGACGACGUAGCAUUACUCUCGACCCGCCUCAUCCCUUUACUCAAAAUACCCGGCAUCUUCGGCGAAGCCAUGCCACAAAUUGUAUAUGAUCUCCUCGAGCUAUCCUGGUAUGCGGAAUGGAUCAAAGGCAAUACUGGAUACAAGGAAUUCAACGAGGAAACCGAGGAUUACUUCAACACAGAAGUGCUGCAUGUAGAAUACCAGCUGCACUCAGAUCGAUACACACCAACAGGCCAAGUGAAAUGCGAUAACUCUAUUGAGGGUUGUACUCGCCUGGCCUUACUAUUGUUCCACAACAGCGCCAUUUGGAACUUCUACCCAAUGAUAGGCCAAUUACUUCCCAAGCCGAUUCAGGCCUUGCGCACCGCACUUGAGGCCACCAUCCCAUCUGGUUUAUUCGCGCUGUGUCGCGACUUGUUGCUCUGGCUGCUCUUCAUGGGAGCAGCUUGCAGUGCAACCUUGCCAUCAGAGCGAGCAUUCUUUGUAGCUGAGCUGGCUACUGCUGCUCGGCUGCAAGGGAUCACUUCGUGGCAGGAGGCCCGCGCUCUUUUGCUAGGCUUCUUUUUUGUUGAUCGCAUUCACCUACCUAUGCUUCGUCAAAUUUGGGACGAGACUAUGUUACAAUUGGACCUGUCAGCACAGUGA
Molecule: messenger RNA, 1944 nt
Organism: Penicillium soppii
Lineage: Eukaryota; Fungi; Ascomycota; Eurotiomycetes; Eurotiales; Aspergillaceae
Exons: 4
Coding region: 1-1944 (647 amino acids)
Source: RefSeq, a predicted model, not a curated record